AUGGAAGACGGGGUGAACACGCUGCCAUCGAGAAAUCAGACUGCGAGGAAAGGCAUCAAAAGGCUGAGCCUCCUAGUCUCUGGUCGCAUCUCCCCACAGCUAGAGCGCACGGUCCCCAAACAGUUCACCUGCCGGCGGCCCCAACCCAGCGGGAGACGUGGACAUGAGGUUGGCAGGUCCCCUCCGCAUCGUGGCCCUGAUUGUGACCGUGGCUCUCACCUGGAUCAUAGUCAGCAUCUUCCUGGGUGGGCCUGGCAGUGGCUUCUCUCGCAUCCAGCAACUCUUCACCAGCCCAGAGAAUUCAGUGACAGCAGAGCCGCGGGCCAGGAAGACCUGCAAGGUCAGGAGAGUGGAGCAGACGUGCCACUUGAGGGCUGUCCCCUUGCUAGGCUCAUGAGCAGCGUGAAGGACAACGUGGGUCGAGGACUGAACAUUGCCCUGGUGAAUGGGGUCAGCGGUGAGCUCAUCGAGGCCCGGGCCUUCGACAUGUGGGCAGGAGAUGUCAACGAUCUUCUGAAGUUUAUUCGGCCACUGCAUGAAGGCACCCUGGUGUUUGUGGCAUCUUACGACGACCCCGCCACCAAGAUGAACGAAGAGACCAGGAAGCUUUUCAGCGAUUUGGGCAGCAAGAAUGUCAAGGACCUAGCCUUCCGGGACAGCUGGGUGUUUGUGGGGGCCAAGGGUGUGCAGAACAAGAGCCCCUUUGAGCAGCAUGUGAAGAACAGCAGACACACCAACAAGUAUGAAGGCUGGCCCGAGGCGCUGGAGAUGGAAGGCUGCAUCCCAAGGAGAAGCACGGCUAGCUAGCCAGCCAAGCGACGACCAGACUAAGGAGGCUGCGUGUGCCUGGCCCAGGGGGAGGCAGAAGUGGUGCCAGCGCAGGGCUGAGUCCCGACCCCACACCGGCCAGGAGCGCUCUCUUCUUCAACACAUCAGGGCUCCGAGGCCGUGAGCGGUGACCCAUGUGUGACUGGUGGUGGGGACUGCGAUGGCCAGUCUCAUUGUACUUUGGCAGGGGAGCCCAGGUCCCCAUCUCCUUUUCCUAAGGCUGCUUUCCCUAGUCAGCCCCCACCCGCUUCCCAAGGCCCUGGGUGCUCGCCCCCUGGCUGCACAGCCACCUGGUUGGGCAACUUCCGGAACCUCUCCGCAAGAGCCGCUCACUGCUCUGCAGACUAGUCCUGUUUCCCACGGGUUUCCUUCCGGUGAGCCACAUCUGGCGGCCCAUGGCAGGGACCUACCUGGCUGCCUCCUGCCCCGCUCUCCGUAGGAAGGGGCCGCCUUAGAGCCUGGCUGGCCAGGGCAGUAAGGUAGUGAGCCUAGUCACGGGCCCUGGUGCAGUGGGUGGCAGCUCCUGCAGUUUGUCACAGGACCCGGCUUCUAGGUGACUUCUUAAUAAAUUGGUGCCCCAGUGGAAUGUGUGCACUCAACAUG
Myotis davidii is the source of this 1431-nucleotide messenger RNA. It is a transcript of the gene FAM3A, whose product is annotated as family with sequence similarity 3 member A. Bases 1 to 807 code for a protein of 268 amino acids. The transcript has 10 exons. NCBI's taxonomy places the organism in Eukaryota, Metazoa, Chordata, Mammalia, Chiroptera, Vespertilionidae. The record is from RefSeq and is a predicted model, not a curated record.